ACCCAGGGAUAUGUCUCCGCCUGACGCGACCUGACAGCUGGCUGGAAAUCAAUGAAGUGCACUUCAGGAAAGAUCACGCGGGUGAUGCGAGGUGGUGGGAGACUGUUUUACCCACUUCCAGCUCUCCUUCCCCGCAGGCUGCACAUCACACUCUGAACCGCUGCCUCUUCCUCGCAAACCCCCUUUUCUGAUGGAAAUACUCUGUGAUUAACAAGAAAUCUUCCUUCUUAAACUGACAUCAUGACGCGGGCAGGUUUUAUCCUGGUGCUCAUCAUCCUCGGUGUCACCUCCUCAGCCCCUGCAGAAUCCAGUUCCAUAGCCGAAAACGAAGACGCACUCCUCAGACAUUUAUUCCACGGCUAUCAGAAAUGGGUUCGCCCUGUGUUAAAUUCUAACGACACCAUAAAAGUAUACUUUGGAUUGAAAAUAUCUCAGCUUGUAGAUGUGGAUGAAAAGAACCAGCUGAUGACAACAAAUGUGUGGCUCAAACAGGAAUGGACAGACCACAAAUUACGCUGGAAUCCUGAUGAAUAUGGUGGAAUUCAUUCAAUCAAAGUCCCAUCAGAAUCUCUCUGGCUUCCUGACAUAGUUCUCUUUGAAAAUGCUGAUGGACGUUUCGAAGGCUCCCUCAUGACCAAAGUCAUAGUGAAAUCCAACGGAACUGUCGUUUGGACCCCUCCUGCCAGUUAUAAAAGUUCGUGCACCAUGGACGUCACGUUUUUCCCAUUUGACCGGCAGAACUGCUCCAUGAAGUUCGGGUCCUGGACUUACGACGGUACCAUGGUUGACCUCGUUUUGAUCGAUGAAAACGUCGACAGAAAAGACUUCUUUGAUAAUGGAGAGUGGGAAAUACUAAAUGCAAAAGGGACGAAGGGGAACAGAAGAGAGGGUUUGUACACGUACCCAUUCGUCACUUACUCCUUCGUCCUGCGCCGCCUGCCUCUGUUCUACACCCUCUUCCUGAUAAUCCCCUGCCUGGGGCUCUCCUUCCUGACGGUCCUCGUGUUCUAUUUACCCUCUGAUGAGGGAGAAAAGCUUUCCCUAUCGACCUCCGUUCUGGUUUCCCUGACAGUCUUUCUUUUAGUGAUUGAAGAGAUCAUCCCGUCUUCGUCAAAGGUCAUUCCUCUCAUUGGCGAGUACCUACUGUUCAUCAUGAUUUUUGUUACCCUGUCAAUUAUUGUGACCGUGUUUGUCAUUAACGUUCACCACAGAUCUUCUUCGACGUACCAUCCCAUGGCCCCCUGGGUUAAGAGGCUAUUUCUGCAAAAACUUCCCAAAUUACUUUGCAUGAGGGACCACGUGGAUCGCUACUCUUUUGCAGAUACAGAGGAGAGUAAACUGGUAGUGAAAGGUAAAGUCCUAGAAAAAAGGAAGCAGAAACAGAUCAGUGAUGGAGAAAAAGUUCUGGUUGCUUUCUUGGAAAAGGCUGCUGACUCCAUUAGGUACAUCUCAAGGCACGUGAAGAAAGAGCAUUUUAUCAGCCAGGUAGUCCAAGACUGGAAAUUCGUAGCACAAGUUCUGGACCGCAUCUUCCUGUGGCUCUUCCUGAUAGUGUCAGUGACAGGCUCCGUUCUGAUUUUUACCCCUGCUUUGAAGAUGUGGCUGCAUAGUUACCACUAGGAGCAAGUCUUCAGAGAACUCUAAUACGUUUACCAUAGAGACAAAACUGCACCUUAGAACUAACACCCAGCUGGCAUGUAUACACAGCGCCCAAAUGCACGUGCUCAUUGGAAGGGUCUGUGUCGUCCUCGUGGAAACUGAACCUUGGUGAAGGUGGUUUUGCCCACAGUAAAUUGGAGGCCGCCACUGAAGUAGGUUGGGUUUAAGUAAAGCAGAAGCUCCACAGGCCCCCGCCUUGGCUUCCACAGCCAUUCAGGGAGGACUCAUAUGUCCAGGCCCCAGGGCACAAGCCAGGAUGCUCAAGGGCUAAUAUUGGUAGGUGACUGAUGCUCCUUGGAAGCUUGGACUGAGGCCUAACCAAGCCUGAGGCCCACAGAGAGUUCAAGGAGGCCUCCAGGUGAUGGCGUUUGUGUGGACAGGACUUGGGUAUCCUGUAUCUACUGCCGUCCUUGGUGGUUUUGCCUGAGUUGCACCUAGGGCUAUGUGAUGUGUAUCUCUAGCGACAUGGGUGAACGCAUCUCGGCAAUCAUUUGGAGAAUUCCACUGGAAUGACAGCCCACAGCCCAGCAUAAUUGUAACUAAGGAAAUUCCAAGAUGCCACUGGUCAAGUAAGGUCCCCCCUGAACGUGGCAUUUAUUAAAAACAGCUUCACUUGUAAGGCUGGUGUUAUUCUAGGCUUCCCAUUCUGUUUCUUUUCUUCCUUUCUUUCCUUUUUUAAAAAGUUCUUUAAAUUUUUUUGGUGAGGACAUUUAUAUUCUACUCUCUUGGAAUUAUUCAUAACAUUAUAAAGGUUUUCAGAUGGUGAAACUGCUGUGAACUGGGACUUGCUUGAAGGUCUUGUCAAAAUAACUUAGAGUAGAAACGAUGUCAUCUGCUACCAGAAGGACAGUCAUUAAUGUCCCUUACCUAUUCUUAGAAAAUCAAAAUACCUGUACUGAACAUUCUCUGAUAAUGCUGUUUGUAAGUCCCCGCAUGGGUCUAAUCCGUUUCAACAGUAACCUCUAGGCUUUCCAUUCUGUUUCUUUUCUCUCUCUCUCUCACAUGUCAGUUCUCUCGUCAAAUUUCAGUCACACCAUACAGUGUCAUCAGCUACAGUCUCCAUGUCGUAAUCAGGUCCUCACGGCCCGUUCACCUCCUGGCUGAGCGUUUGUACCCUUCCACCAUCUCCCUGUUUCCCUUUCCCCCACAGAAGGGGCAACCAUGUUCCUACUCUCUGUUUCUGAGUUUGACUUCUUUUUCUGGGGAGUGGGGGAUUCUACAUCUGAAUGAUACCACACAGUAUUUGUCUUUCUCUGUCUAAUUUGUCUCAGCAAAAUGCCUUGCAGGUUCAUCUGUGUUGUAACACACGAAAGGAUUUCCUUCGUUUAAAGGCUGAAUUAUAUUCCAUUGUGUAUAUACUUCUAUGUGCCACAUUUUCUUCAUUCAUUCAUUCAUUCAUUCAUUCAUCGAUGGACACUUAAGUUGUUUCUAUACAUUGGCUAUUAUGCAUGAUGCUGCAAUGAACAUGGGAGAGCAGAUGUUUCUUUGAGAAAAUGAUUUUUUGUUUCCUUUGGAUGUACUCAGAAGUGGGAUUGCUGGAUCAUAUGGUAGCUCUUUUUUAACUCUAUUUUAUUUCUUUUUAAAAAGAAUUUAUUUAUUUAUUUUUAGAGAAAGGGAGGGAGAGACAGAAACAUCAAUGUGUGGUUGCCUUCUUGCGCACCCUCUACUGGGGACCUGGCCCACAACCUAGGCAUGUGCCCUGACUAGGAAUUGAACCAGUGACACUUUGGUUCACAGGCUGGUGCUCAGUCCACUGAGCCACACCAGCGAGGGCUAUUUUAAUUUCUUGAGGAACCUCCAAAGUGGCUGUUUCAGCUUACAUUCCCACCAACAGGGCACAAGGACUCCCUCCACAUCUCCAGCAUUUGUUAUCUUCUGUGUUUUUCAUGACAGCCAUUCCCACAGGUGGGAAAUAAUAUGUCAUCACAAUUUUGAUUUGCAUUUCCCUGAUGCAAAUUGCACAUUUUCCUAUACCUGGUGGUCAUUUGUAUGUUUUCUUUGGAAAUAUGUCUAUUCAGGACUUAUGCCCAUUUUUAAAUUGGGUUAUUUGGGGUUUUGCUAUUGAGUUAUAUGAGUUCUUUGUAUACUUUGGGCAUUAACCUCUUAUUUGAUAUACAGCUUGCAAAUCUCUUCUCUCGUGCCAUAGGUUCUCUUUUCACUCCGUUGAGAUGGUUUCCUUUGCUGUGCAGAAGAUUUUUAGCUUGCUGUAGUCCCACUUGUUUAUUUUUUCUAUUGUUGCCUUUGCUUUUGGUAAAAAAUCCGCUUCCCCAUCCCGCCCCCACCCCAGGUCAUUGCCAAGAUGCUUUCCCUUCAGUUUCCAUGUGUCUCCCUGACCUCUGGGUGCACUUCAUCUCCUCUGUGCCCCUCACUCUCAAGACUCAUCAGGGUGAGUAUAUUCAGAUGCUUUCUGCUCUCCAAAAUUGCUGCUACCAAAUCCUGGAUUUUAGCUUGAAGCAAUUUUUCUCUUUUCCGAGUUCUAAGUCUAAAUCCCUGUCUGGAUUAUUUUAUUUGGGGCAUGUUUCUCAUAAAUAGUUUGUGUCUGGGACUUUUAAAAACUAAUUUAAGGGUUUAACCCUUUCACAUGUGUUUAGUCUUAUUUAUAUCAUUUUGUUUUGUUUUCUGUAUAAUAUUUUCUUAUUCCUUCUUUUGUUUCUCUUUUUCAGUCCUGACUGAAUUUGUCUGUUCCUUCCUCUUCUCUAAUGGCUUAAGAGUUAUGCAUUCAUUUCUAUUAAUUUAUUAAUAGACAUAUUCAAACUCUUUUUAAUCAGUGUUGAGAAUUAAUGCCUAAAGCCACCAUUCUCUGAACAAAACAAUUCCUUUAGCACCUUACUUCCCCUUUAUCAUCUUUUAUAUUUUGUCAAAGUCAUCAGAAUUUUAGUUCCAGGUUAUUAAUUUUUAUGUAUCUUUCUUCAGAUUAAUUUAUUUACUAUUUAGUUCACAGUCACAUUAUAAACACAUUAAUUGCUUUAUUCAUUACCACUGUUUUUUAUCCUAAGUUUUUCUUUUCUGUGUUAUUAUUUCAGAGGGCGACAUCUCCAAGUAAUUCUUUGAGAAUGCUUUGAGUGCAGUAACUUUUCUGAAUUCUUGAAUUUCAAAAAUUUCAAUUUAUUCUGCCCUUACCAAACAGAUUGGUGGGGCAUAGAAUUCUGAGUUCAGAAUCAUUUUUUCCUAAAACUCUGAAGCCAUUGUUCCACAGUACCCCACAUUACAGAUGAGGAUGAGAGGCCUGGAGAGGGUCGGUUCUCGUUCCUUAUUCCUGUUAGGUUCCAGUGUUGCUUUGUUUUCCUGAAAUCUUAGGCUUUUCUCUUUAUCUUUGGACUUUGGAAACAUCCCCUGUAUGGUAUAUGCUGUGUCUAAGUAUAGAUAUUCCUCUCUCUGUCUCUUUCUCUCUCUCUCCCUUUUCAUCUCAUCAUUUUGUCUUAGCAUUUGUUGACUGAUGUGUUUCUUCAACUGCUGCAAAUUCUCUUCUCUUAUGUCUUUUAUUAUUUCCCAGACUUCAUUCUCACUCUCUUUUCCGUUUUUUUUAAGAUUUUAUUUAUUUAUUUUCAGAGAGGGAAGGGAGGGAGAAAGAGAGAGAGAGAAACAUCGAUGUGCGGUUGCUGGGGUUCAUGGCCUGCAACCCAGGCAUGUGCCCUGACUGGGAAUUGAACCGGCAACACUUUGGUUCACAGCCCGCGCUCAAUCCACUGAGCUACGCCAGCCAAGGCUACUCUCUUUUCCUUUUGAAAUUUUUAAUAAAGAGAUCGUGAUAUUUCUGGACCUUUCACUAACUUUUCUCUCAUAUUCACUAACUUUUCUCUCAUUCUUGGUAUUGCUUUAGUUCUUUACAUUGUCAGCUUGACGUUAUAGCUGACUUGCUCUUCAGUCAUCUUCUGUUCUUUAACUCAGCCCACUACUGAGGAAGGGUUCUUGUUUGUUUGUUUGUUUGUUUGUUUGUUUAUGGUGUAAGCAUGUAUUUGAUUUCUAAGAACUACAAGUUGUCUCUUUGGUCAUCUUAUCCUCUGAAAUAUUUGGGAAAAUACUAAUUAUAGUUACUUUAAAAUCCUCUAUUGUCUGCAUUAAUUUUUUUUUCAGGGGUUAAUUCUUCCAACUUUUGAUGCUUUUUGUGGUCAUUUGACUCAAACGUUCAGUGAUUUCUGAUUUGUUUAUUCACCCAACAGUAAAAACUAUUUCUACACAGGAGACCCGGCUCCAGUCAGUUUCCUUUACUGUUUGUGUCUAAGAAAGCGUUUCUCAGGCGCAUGUGGGCAGCUCACCUCUUAUGGGCGGGGGCACCCCUUCCUCCAUGGCAGGCCCCGCCCUGGUUUCCCGGGUGUCAGGACGCCCACAUUCAUGGGACAGACGACUUAGCAACUAUGGAAGUAGAGGACGUAUGCAGCUGUACUUGGCCCUUCACCUGAUUACUGAACAAUGACACUUCCUCUUUAAGUCUCCCCUUAUAUUAUCCUAGGGUCACUGUGGAGAUUUUCUAGAAAAAAAAACAGCCUCUUUGUUGGUCCCAUCUUUCCUGCAUGGGACCACAGUUCUACUGCUCUCUUAGGUUUUACUACAAAUCUGGUCAUAUCUGUCCUACAUGUUCCUGCCAUUCCCAUCAGUCUGGCCUAUGAAGGUACCCUGGCCAACUUUCCAGUGCUGUUGUGGAUUUGUUUUCAUUUUGUCUUUCUUCUCUAGUGUGAAUAGGAUUUGGAGUAGGAAAGAAAAGAAGGAAACACAUCAGCCAGCCAUUUUAUACUAGAAAUCUUAUUAAAAUCCCAGUCCUGUCAGACAUGCCCAAUUAAUACAUGGCAACCAAAACACUGAAAACCAAAGGAGGCAACACGCCAUGAUAAGAGUGUGAAUCUAUUUGGAGGGAUCCAAAUAAUCUUGGCUUUGCACACUGGUGGAGGCUGGACAUGGAUGGAGACUGGAAAGAUGACUUUCUUAGGAAUAGAAUUGCAAAUUUAUUGACAAAAAAGAAAGGCAUGUACAUAUUUUUCAUUAUUGAUUUUUGAGAGAGGAAAAGAGAGAGGUAAAGAGAAAUAUCAUUUUGUUGUUCUACAUAUUUAUGGUUGCCCUGACCAGGGAUCGAAACUGAAAUCUUGGUGUACCGGGACAAUGCUCUAACCAACUGAGCUACCCAGCCAGGUGGUGAGACAUGCCUUGGAGUUCAUGAUCUUGGCAAGAGGACCACGUCUACUCUAACAGGGUUCUUCAUGCCUGACUGUUUCCAGCCUCCGGGACAUUUGCGUGGCCUCUGACUGCUUCCAGGCAGAUCUCCCGCCUGUGCAUACCAACUAGCCCUUCUCCUUUCCACACCUAACCUCUUCUCCGCUUGUGCCCUUGAUCCCUCCUCUUGGAAAUCGUUUCUUUAAGUACCCUCCCUGUCUUGCGUGACUCUCUUUUGUAGGCCUAUAAAGUUCUGAGAUCUGCUCUAUUCUUAAAACAAAAAGAACCAAGCAAAAAAGAAUAGUAGAAUUUUUCAAAUAUCCUGAACUGCAUUUUAGAGAGAUUCAUGCCAUUCAAAUUACUCUAAAUAGCAACUCUAAAUUCUAAAAAAAAAA
Molecule: messenger RNA, 7199 nt
Organism: Phyllostomus discolor (pale spear-nosed bat)
Lineage: Eukaryota; Metazoa; Chordata; Mammalia; Chiroptera; Phyllostomidae
Gene: CHRNB3
Product: cholinergic receptor nicotinic beta 3 subunit
Exons: 6
Coding region: 241-1620 (459 amino acids)
Biological process (GO): nervous system process; signal transduction; monoatomic ion transmembrane transport
Cellular component (GO): postsynaptic membrane; synapse; neuron projection
Molecular function (GO): acetylcholine-gated monoatomic cation-selective channel activity; transmembrane signaling receptor activity
Source: RefSeq, a predicted model, not a curated record